CCUCGCGGUUGCUGGCGUGCGGCUUAGCGGUGAGGAAGGAGCUGUGGCCACCGCUCGCCUUUCCCACUGCGCCCUAGGGCGGGUGCGCGGAUAAAUAUGGCGAAGUGGGGAUAGCUGGCGUCGAACCCGACGCGAUGAGGCGCGCAGGUGGGGCGGUCGUCGGGGCCCCCUGACGUGGACGCCGGGCUGUUCUCGUCGGCGAUUUGACCUGGCGGCCUCGGACCGGCGCCAAGUAGGUCAGACCACGGACUCCGCGGGUCGCCGAGGGCCCCGCCGAGAGCCGGAGGCAAUGGAUGAACAGAGCGUGGAGAGCAUUGCUGAGGUUUUCCGAUGUUUCAUUUGUAUGGAGAAAUUGCGGGAUGCACGCCUAUGUCCUCAUUGCUCUAAGCUUUGUUGUUUUAGCUGUAUCAGGCGCUGGCUGACAGAGCAGAGAGCUCAAUGCCCUCAUUGCCGUGCUCCACUCCAGCUACGAGAACUAGUAAACUGUCGUUGGGCAGAGGAAGUAACACAGCAGCUUGAUACUCUUCAACUCUGCAGUCUCACCAAACAUGAAGAAAAUGAAAAGGACAAAUGUGAAAAUCACCAUGAAAAACUUAGUGUAUUUUGCUGGACUUGUAAGAAGUGUAUCUGCCAUCAGUGUGCACUUUGGGGAGGAAUGCAUGGUGGACAUACCUUUAAACCUUUGGCAGAAAUUUAUGAGCAGCAUGUUACUAAAGUGAACGAAGAGGUAGCCAAACUUCGUCGGCGUCUCAUGGAACUGAUCAGCUUAGUUCAAGAAGUGGAAAGAAAUGUAGAAGCUGUUCGAAAUGCAAAAGAUGAGCGUGUUCGGGAAAUUAGGAAUGCAGUGGAGAUGAUGAUUGCACGGUUAGACACACAGCUGAAGAAUAAGCUCAUAACACUAAUGGGUCAGAAGACAUCUCUAACACAAGAAACAGAGCUCUUGGAAUCCUUACUUCAGGAGGUAGAGCACCAGCUGCGGUCUUGUAGUAAGAGUGAGUUGAUAUCUAAGAGCUCAGAGAUCCUCAUGAUGUUUCAGCAAGUUCAUCGAAAGCCCAUGGCAUCCUUUGUUACCACGCCUGUUCCACCAGACUUUACCAGUGAAUUAGUACCAUCUUAUGAUACAGCAACUUUUGUUUUAGAGAAUUUCAGCACUUUGCGUCAGAGAGCAGACCCUGUUUACAGUCCACCUCUUCAAGUUUCAGGACUUUGUUGGAGGCUAAAAGUUUACCCAGCCAAAGAAUAUGAGUAUCGUGUAGAGAUGGUUCAUCAGUCCUGCAAUGAUCCUACCAAAAAUAUCAUUCGAGAAUUUGCAUCUGACUUUGAAGUUGGAGAAUGCUGGGGUUAUAAUAGAUUUUUCCGUUUGGAUUUACUUGCAAAUGAAGGAUACUUGAAUCGACAAAAUGAUACAGUGAUUUUAAGAUUUCAGGUUCGUUCACCAACUUUCUUUCAAAAAUGCCGGGACCAGCAUUGGUAUAUUACUCAAUUGGAAGCUGCACAAACUAGCUAUAUCCAACAAAUAAAUAACCUUAAAGAGAGACUUACUAUUGAGUUGUCUCGAACUCAGAAAUCAAGAGAUUUGUCACCACCAGAUAAUCAUCUUAGCCCCCAAAAUGAUGACACUCCUGAGACACGUGCUAAGAAGUCUGUGUCAUGCACGGAUAUGCUUCUUCAGGAUGGUCCUACUACAGCUUCUAUACGAGAGGUCAAAGAGGAUGAAGAAGAGGAAGAGAAGAUUCAGAAUGAAGAUUAUCAUCAUGAACUUUCAGAUGGAGAUCUGGAUCUGGAUCUUGUUGGGGAAGAUGAAGUGAAUCACCUUGAUGGCAGCAGUUCCUCUGCCAGCUCCACAGCAACAAGUAACACAGAAGAAAAUGACAUUGAUGAAGAAACUAUGUCUGGAGAAAAUGAUGUGGAAUACAACAACAUGGAAUUAGAAGAGGGAGAACUUAUGGAAGAUGCAGCUGCUGCAGGACCACCGGGUAGUAACCAUGGCUAUGUGGGUGCCAGUAGCAGAAUGUCAAGAAGAGCACAUUUAUGCUCUGCUGCUACCAGUAGUUUAUUAGACAUUGAUCCGUUAAUUUUAAUACAUUUGUUGGACCUUAAGGACCGGAAUAGUAUGGAAAAUUUGUGGGGCUUACAGCCUCGCCCACCUGCUUCACUUUUGCAACCCACAGCAUCAUAUUCUCGAAAAGAUAAAGACCAAAGGAAGCAGCAGGCCAUGUGGCGAGUUCCCUCUGAUUUAAAGAUGCUGAAAAGACUCAAAACUCAGAUGGCUGAAGUUCGAUGUAUGAAAACUGAUGUAAAGAAUACACUUUCAGAAAUCAAAAGCAGCAAUGCUGCUUCUAGAGACAUGCAGGCAAGCCUUUUUUCUGCUGACCAGGCAGCUCUGGCUGCUUGUGGAGCCGAAAACUGUGGCAGAUUACAGGAUUUGGGAAUGGAGCUCUUGGCAAAGUCAUCAGUUGCUGGUUACAUACGAAACUCCACAAAUAAGAAGAGUAAUUCACCCAAGCCAGCUCGAUCCAGUAUAGCAGGUAGUCUGUCACUUCGAAGAGCAAUAGACUCUGGGGAAAAUAGCCGUUCAAAGGGAGACUGUCAAACUCUAUCUGAAGGCUCCCCAGGAAGCUCUCAGUCUGGGAGCAAGCACAAUUCUCCCCGAGCCUUAACACAUGGCACUAUCAGUGAUAUUUUGCCAAAAUCUGAAGACCGGCAGUGUCAAGCUUUGGAUUCGGAUGCUGUUGUGGUUGCAGUUUUCAAUGGUUUACCUGCUGUUGAGAAAAGGAGGAAAAUUGUCACCUUGGGGGCUAACGCUAAAGGAGGUCAUCUGGAAGGAAUGCAAAUGACUGAUUUGGAAAAUAAUUCUGAAACUGGGGAAUUACAACCUAUACUACCUGAAGGAGCUUCAGCUGCCCCUGAGGAAGGAAUGAGUAGUGACAGCGAUAUUGAAUGUGACACUGAGAACGAGGAGCAGGAAGAGCACGCCAGCAUGGGAGGAUUCGAUGACUCUUUCAUGGUGCAGCCCCCAGAUGAAGAUACGCAUUCCAGUUUUCCUGAUGGUGAACAAAUAGGCCCGGAAGACCUCAGCUUUAAUACUGAUGGAAACAGCGGAAGGUAAUUGUCAAAUCAAGAGAACUGACUUGCAAGCUACUUUGACCCUGAAAUUUGCUGUAGUUGGUGCUCAAAUUUGUCAUCAGUCAGAUAAUCAGAUUUGGUCUUAUUUUUUCAUCAUCUCUACCUGAAAUAGUAAUGCUGAAACUUAAGAAAGUAGCACAAUUGUAGUAUAUGACAUUAGUACGCAGGAAAAAAUUAACAGCUUGUGAAGAAUUCUGUGUAAUGUAGUGAAUUAACAGUGUAGUCCUCAAUUAAUUUAGUAAGUUAGUAUAUUUAUAAAAGGAAGUUUGUCUACUACAGUGGAAAGGUGAUUAACUGCCACGCAGUGUAUGUAGAAACAGUGCAUGUGCUCGGUAGCCUGCUAAUCCUCAGUGCUCUUGUGUCUGUGGCUAGAUGCUCAGUUGUGUUUAAAUGACCACCUUUAUAUUUUGGGUUUUAAUUAUAAUGUUUAUAGCUUCAUUAAUGCCUGUAAAUUAGGGAACAGAAAAAUUACUUAUUUGUAGAUUCUGCCCUGUAGAUACUUUAUGUGAAUAACUAAAGCAAAACUAGACUGAGUCUCCUCUUUGGAGUGUGUUGGCUGACUAAAAUUAAUUUAUUUACCUUUUCUUGUUUGUUCAAGUGCAGGCACACUGAUUAUUGGCACAUAAUCUUUCUGUUGUAUGACUUUUACAAAUAUAAUUCUAAAUGAGUGAAGUUCAUGUGAAUUGGUUAUGUUUCCCAGUCAUAUGAACACAUGGAAGAUCAUUUAAAAUCACUUCUUUUUUUUUCCUACCUUUUACUAAACAACUAUAGUGCAACAAGCAUUUUAAAACCCUCUUUUCUCUUUUAUUUUUAUUAGUUGGACAUUGGUUUCAGUGUCAAUACAUUUAAAGAUUCAUACAUACUGCACAGUGGUUUACUUGAAACUGUGGUAUAAUGUUUACUUUCAUACUCAAUUAGCCCAAAAUAAUUGCCAGACUUUCCACCGUGGUCCUACAUUUGUGUUUGAUCUGCUAUACUAUUUAUGAAAAUUACACUGCAAGUUGAUAAGACUAUUGAAGAAGCAUGAAUAUAAUACACACGUGAGAGGCACCUCAUCUACUUCUAUUUUACUUAUUUCCCAUGUCUAAUGUCUUGCCAAAUGCUGUGAUUCAUGGUUUGCUUUUGUUCAAAACGGUUCGCACUUUUUGUUAAUAAAAUGAACU
This is a messenger RNA of Neomonachus schauinslandi (Hawaiian monk seal), 4289 nucleotides long. RefSeq names its product tripartite motif containing 37 (gene TRIM37). The transcript has 24 exons. The coding region runs from base 290 to 3109 and encodes 939 amino acids. The record is from RefSeq and is a predicted model, not a curated record. Gene Ontology annotation, biological process: protein autoubiquitination; negative regulation of centriole replication. Gene Ontology annotation, molecular function: zinc ion binding; tumor necrosis factor receptor binding; ubiquitin protein ligase activity. Gene Ontology annotation, cellular component: aggresome; peroxisome. NCBI's taxonomy places the organism in Eukaryota, Metazoa, Chordata, Mammalia, Carnivora, Phocidae.